Molecule: messenger RNA, 1282 nt
Organism: Doryrhamphus excisus (bluestripe pipefish)
Lineage: Eukaryota; Metazoa; Chordata; Actinopteri; Syngnathiformes; Syngnathidae
Source: RefSeq, a predicted model, not a curated record
UGGAUGGAUGGAUGUGAGAGGUCCAUGAGAGAAGCUAGAGACUAGCAAGAGAAAUGUUCAAUAAGCUACUGAGGGGACGAAUGGCGGCGGUCGCCGACGACAUAUCUGACAUAUCGGAUGGAACCGUGGCGGCCUACGAGGGGGAAGUUUGUCACGCGAGACCCGAGGACGAACGACAGCGACGAUGAAGAUGGCGGUGUUUGUUUACGAUGAGCAGUCCCAGGGAGCCUCCAGCCCCCCCACGUCAAAGAGGACGAGAAGGAACUCUGGAUCUCCCAGGAAGUGCCGGAAGAAUCUGGUCUGAUUCUCGUCUCCGUGAAGACCGAAGACGAAGCGCAAGCGCCAUCUGAUGGCGACGACACCUCCCCCGAGCCUCUGAAUAAAAAGGAGAUGUCUAAGGAGUGCUUCUCCUGCUCGGUUUGCGCUCCAAUCUUUUCCUAUCAAAGCGCUUUGACGCGACACAUGAGGACGCACACAGGGGAAAAACCCUUCAGCUGCUCCGUGUGCGGCGAUAAAUUCUCCCUGAAGGGAAACAUGAUCAAGCACAAGAGAACGCACACGGAAGAGAAACCCUGUUGUUCCUUCUGCGGCAAAGGCUUCUUCCCCAAGGCCAACAUGUUGUCGCACACGAGAACACACACCGGGGAGAAACCUUUCAUCUGCACCUUGUGCGGCGACACCUUCGCUCACAAGGCCUCGUUGACGGCGCACACUGUCACGCACACUGGGGAAAAGCCGUUCACGUGCGCCGUCUGCGGCGAGAGCUUCUCCGACCACAGCAACCUGAAGUCGCACACGCGGAAACACACGGGGGAAAGACCCUACGCUUGCUCCGUGUGCGGCAAUCGUUUCUCCCACAAGGUGAACAUGGUGUCGCACAUGAGGAUGCACACCGGGGAGAAACCUUUCGUUUGCUUCGUUUGUGGCGAAAGUUAUUCGUACAAGCGCAGUCUGAACAGUCACAUGCGCGCGCACGUGUGAGGCGAGUGCGGGGGUGGGGCUACCCCCACCCAUGACGACAGGUACCUUCUCACGAUGUGCUCAAGACGUGCUACAAGCGACGCUGCAUUCAAACGUCUUGAAAUGUUGCAUUUGAGAUUCUCUGAUUGCAACAUGAUUUUAGUCCGCAUGUGUUGUCACAUGAACUUUUCUUUCAUGGCAAUAAAAGUCGUGACCUCUUUGCGUCUUCUCUUUUUCUUGGCCAAACGUAGAAAGGCUAACAAUGUUAGUGUCAUAAAAUCAUUUUUCUUUCCUAUUUCAACUCUGCGAUGCCAUCCAUCCA